AUGGACAUUGUCUCUGCCAGCUCGAACGCUCCUCGUAUCGCUCCUCGCCUCGCCCCGCUCCUUCCAAAGGGCCGCCUCGUCGCUAUGGCUGACGCCGUCCUCGCUGCGGCGGCUCGCCUCAACUCGGCCUUUCCUCAGAACCUGGCCUCACUGCUGGCGGUGGGUAGGCUUGAUCCGAUCACCGCUAUUGUCGACACAGAGGCGACAAAGUCAAGCUCGUCUGCCAGCCCAUCGGCUGCUCUUCUCUCUGCGAGCAAGAUGCUCCGCCAACGGAGCGUGUACGGACAGGCUGAGCGCGGACAGGCGUGGCUUAACCCGACACGGUUUGUCUCACGCCUCCAGCGGGUCUACUCGACUCGUGGGCACAUCAAGGAUGCGUAUUGUCUCAAGUUUGACCGGUCAUCGCGGCGGAUUGUGACCGGUGCCGACGACAGACUGGUCAAGGUGUGGAACGCGAGGACUGGCCGACUGCUGCUCACUCUCCGCGGCGCCAUCCAUGACAUCACCGACCUGGCAUGCUCGCUCGACAACAGAUUUGUGGCGGCAUCGUCCAACGGCGAGGGCCUCGUCAACGACAUCCGGGUGUGGGACCUGGCCACUGGCGAGGCCAAGGCUGUGCUCCUCGGCCACUCUCAGGACAUCAACAGUAUCGCCUUUGUCCCCUCGCCGCUUGCCGACACGUACCGUCUCGUCUCCAUCUCGUCCGACGGCUCGGUGCGGAUCUGGACCUCGGGUCCGGACGGCGAGUUUGCCGCCCAUCCGCUGGUGGUUCUCCCCACUGGACCGGGCGCCGAGCCCAUCCGCGACUCGCAGCUGAUGGCGCUCGACGUCGACCCGACCGGGACUCGCUUGGCGGUCGGCAACCACCUCGGCCACGUCUUUGUCUACAACCUUGCCUCCCGCCGUCCGACCCUUCUUGCCGCGCUUCCGGCUCACGCCCACCGGAUCAUGUCCAUCAAGUUCUCGCCACGCGGCGAUGCGCUCCUCACCGCCGCCCGCAACUCAACGGCCGCCGUAUGGACCGAGGAUCCAGACGCGCCGGGCACCUUUGCCGUAGCCCGCUUUGGCGAAGGCCGUGGCUACGACACGAUCGUCGCCGAGUGGGCUGGCCGCCACGCCUCGCUCGUCAUCACCGCCACGUCAGACCACGCUGUUCGUGUCUACGACGCCACCACUGGCGCCCUGCGCCACACCCUCCGCGGCCACGAGCAGGAUGCACUCGUCAUCCAAGCUCACCCGACGCUUCCCAACCUGCGCGGCUCGCAGCUGACCAUCUUUGAGGAGCUCGAUCCCAUCGACGACAUCUCGUUCUCGCCCGACGGCACCUCACUCGCCGCCAUCUCACUCCUUGGCGUCAUUUUCUUCUACCAAGUCGGCCCCUGUCUCCGCGACUACCGCGACAUUCCGCCCGAGCAGUUUACCACCGAUGACUACAAGCCGCUUGUCCGUGACAUCAACUCGUGGGUCCUCGACGCUGCCUCCCAGCGCCCACCACAUGCUCUUCCGCCGGCACCGCGCUGCGACAUGGCGGGCGUCGAGUACGAUACCCAGCCGCACCCGAGCGAGCUCGUGCCGUCGCCGUCGCUCGCGCUCGCUCCCACAGACCUCGCCCGUGCAGCCGCCCGCCUCGCGGCGCUCCGAAACUACCGCGGCUCUGAUGACGAUGUGGCACACCGCCGCGCGGUGAUCGCGACUGUCCGUGCCGCUGCAGCCGGCACGCCCUCUGCACCAUCGUCCCGCAGCGGAGAGACCGACGUGCUGACCGCACCAUUUACAGUUGUCGACGCUGCGGCCGCCUUUGCCGCGCUGCUGCGCAAUCCGCCGCGCCGCCGGCAGCGCGCUUCACCACGCCGCUCCGCCGCCGACCGUCGUGUCACCGCCGAGGAGGAAGCCAUUGCCGAGGUUGUCGCCGCGGGGCGGCGGGUCCACACCACCCGCUCAGGCCGCGUGGCACGGACCACGUUCUCGGCCGAGGAGCUCAACCGGUUCGAGGCGCGGACGGCGGCGCGGGCGGCGGCCGCCGCCGAGCCUACUCGACGGUCGUCACGGCGGCGGGCAGCUCGGUCGUGGCGUGAUGCGCUCUCGUCGAGUUCGUCGUCCGAGUCGUCGUUUGGCUCUGCGCCGCGCCGCGAGCGGAAGCGUGCGCGAACAACGACAACAGCAACGACUGCACGCGGCGGCGCACGCGGUGGCGGCGCACGCGGGCGGGCCCAGCCAUCGGCCAUGCUCGUCUUCCCCGACUGGCUGACCACCCGCAGCCCGCCGCACCGCUACGUGCCGCAACUUGGCGACCGCGUCAUCUACGCCAUUCAAGGCCACACAGCGUACCUAGAGAGCCACCCGUCGGAUUUUGUCCCGCUGUGGGACCUUGCGCCGUCCCUCCCAGGCACCGGCGUCGUUCCAGCCGAAGUUGUCGAGCUCAAGUGGCAGUGCAACGAGCGGCGGACAGUCCACCUCGGUCUGCGCAUCGAGAGCGACGAGAUGCCGCGGGCCUCGCGGGCGCUGCAGAACAUCGAUGUGCUCUGGAUCGAGUACGAUCCGGGCGUCGAGGGCGUGGCCGACUUUCUCCUCCUCCGCGAGCAGGUCCUCGCCGCCGAGGCCAGGCUCGGCGCGCACAACGCCGCGCAGCAGCCGCCGCUCGUUGCUGUCUACUACGAGGACAUGGCCAAGCUGUACCUGGGGCGACUCGCGGGGCGGACCGUGGCCGAUCCGCGGUACCCGCACUCGCCGUGGGAGUCGGUCGAAAUCAAUUGGCUCUCAGACGCAGCGCCAACCGCCGUCUCGCCGUGGGAAGUUGUGCCUUGGACCGCGGUGGCGGCCGUCCUCGGCGCCGACGCCGACAGCACCGCGCCGGAGCUCGAUUGCAGCGAGGCGCAGUACGCUGCGCUCCAGAACCACAUGUGGCAGCGCGCCGAGCUGGACCGAGCGCGCGCCGAGCGCGUCACGACUGCCAUUGCUGCCGCCCUCCAGGACAACGACUUUGCCAUCGCGGUCGACGCCUUCCGCAUGCCGGUUGACGUCUCCGACUUUCCGCUCUACCCCAACCUCGUCACCGCUCCGUCUGACCUCACCACCAUUCUCGCCCGGCUCCGCUCCGGCUACUACCGCACCUCGCAGGCGCUUGAGUUUGACAUGCGCCGCAUCGGCGCCGCCGCCGCAGAGUUCAACGCGCCCGACUCGCUCAUUGUCCGCGUCGCCGCUGCGCUCUCGGACGGCCUGCUUGCCCUCGUCCACAACAGUGACGCCACCUUGCUCCGGGUCGACUUUGCCACCGCCGAGGGCAUCGUCGCCUCGGACGACUCGGACAACGAGCCGCUCUCUGCCCCGCCUGCCCCGCCUGCCCCGCCGUCGGAGCGCCCCAAGCGGAACCGCAGCCCACCAGCGGACGCCGUGCCCGCCGAUCAACCGCCAGCCAAGCGGGCACGUCCGCUCUCGCCCGCCGCAUCCGUGCCUCCGGUUCCCGCCGCCGCCGCCGCCGCCCCACCUCGUCGCGCAAUCAAGCUGCGCCUCCCCGCGCAGGGCAAUGUCGCCGCCGCCGACUCGGACUCGGAGUCAUCAGCCUCGAUCUCGUCGUCGUCAGCCUCGUCAUCUGCUGGCGAGUCCUCGUACGGCCAUGCCGACGGCGACGAUGAUGACGACGCCUCAGAGUCAUCAUGGGCUUAG
This is a messenger RNA of Thecamonas trahens ATCC 50062, 3663 nucleotides long. RefSeq lists its product as uncharacterized. Gene Ontology annotation, molecular function: protein binding. The transcript has 3 exons. Gene Ontology annotation, cellular component: nucleus. NCBI's taxonomy places the organism in Eukaryota, Apusomonadida, Apusomonadidae. The coding region runs from base 1 to 3663 and encodes 1220 amino acids. Gene Ontology annotation, biological process: regulation of cell shape; cytoskeleton organization; regulation of transcription by RNA polymerase II. The record is from RefSeq and is a predicted model, not a curated record.